UUUAAAAUUAAAAGUGUUGUCAAUUUAAAAAAAAAGGAAAAUUCAUUAAUAUUUAAAUCAACGAAAAAACUAUUUCGUAAUUUUUAAAGUAUUCGAGGUUAUAUUCGUAAGCGUAUAUACAACUUCUUUAUACAAAAAUAUGUAUUAUUAUUAUAAGCUAUCUGACGCAUUGAUCAAACCACUUGAACUGGCCUAGAAACGGACGCAUUAUAGGAGUAAACAAACAAAUGCAUAUCUAUUGUCAAUCGUAAUUACACGAUUGAAUUUCUCAAUUAUUUGUUUGUUUAAGAAUAUAAUCAAUGAUUUUGUGGUAUUGUUAAUUUAAUAGUGUAAAUACUCGAAUAUACAUUAAUACUUCAAUCAUUUGAGAAUCAUUUAAACACAUGGCUAGCACUUCAAAAAAACAAACUGGCACAAAAAGAAAAAAUUCUCACAAAGUAGAAUUGACUGAAGAGCAGCAAAAUGAUAUACGAGAAGCCUUUGAUCUAUUUGAUCCUGAAGGAACUGGUAAAAUAUCUACAAAAGAGCUAAAAGUAGCUUUUAAAGCUCUUGGAGUUGAACCGAAAAAGGAGGAAUUGAAAAAAAUAAUUACUGAAAUAGAUCCUGAUAACACAGGCGAAAUAACUUUUGAUGAAUUCCUAAGUGUCAUGUCUACGAAAAUAAGUGCAAAAGAUAGUAUGGAUGAAAUUUUGAAAGCGUUUCGUUUAUUUGAUGAUGAUAAUACAGGAAAGAUUACAUUAAAAAAUUUAAAACGUGUUGCAAAUGAACUAGGAGAAAAUUUAACAGAAGAAGAGUUACAAGAGAUGAUUGAUGAAGCUGACAUAGACGGAGAUGGAGAAAUAUCGCAAGAAGAAUUUUUACGAAUAAUGAAAAAAACACAUCUAGUUUAACAUUAGGUAUAAGUAUUUAAUCAACAAGAUCUUUGUAAAAAAUUUUUUUAUUGAAAUAUUAAAUAUUUUUCAGACUUAA
Messenger RNA from Chelonus insularis, 969 nucleotides. RefSeq names its product caltractin. NCBI's taxonomy places the organism in Eukaryota, Metazoa, Arthropoda, Insecta, Hymenoptera, Braconidae. Gene Ontology annotation, biological process: mitotic cell cycle; centriole replication. The transcript has 2 exons. Bases 384 to 890 code for a protein of 168 amino acids. The record is from RefSeq and is a predicted model, not a curated record. Gene Ontology annotation, molecular function: calcium ion binding. Gene Ontology annotation, cellular component: centrosome; centriole.